AUGAAGUGCUCUGUCCUCUGCCUCCUGACUGUGGCCUUUGUGCCUUUGCUCUCCGCUCUGAAAGACAAAGAUGGACGUUGUCCAGUGAGCGUUAUGAACACUGAUGCUAAGAUCGGCCUUUGCCUGGAGCAGUGCUCCACAGACAGGGACUGUGAUAGGAACUUGAAGUGUUGCUACACCGGCUGUGGGCACCUGUGUCAAGAGCCACUUAGAGGAACCAAACCAGGAUCCUGUCCUGCUCCGAUCAACCAUUUAACUACAUGUGAUGAUCAAUGCUCCAACGACAGCGAAUGUGACAAGAACCUCAAAUGCUGCUACAGCGGCUGUGGCUAUGAGUGUAAGAGCCCUGAACAUGGCAACCAGGAAAAUAUGAGAGGAUAG
Molecule: messenger RNA, 381 nt
Organism: Boleophthalmus pectinirostris (great blue-spotted mudskipper)
Lineage: Eukaryota; Metazoa; Chordata; Actinopteri; Gobiiformes; Gobiidae
Product: whey acidic protein-like
Exons: 3
Coding region: 1-381 (126 amino acids)
Biological process (GO): innate immune response; antibacterial humoral response
Cellular component (GO): extracellular region
Molecular function (GO): peptidase inhibitor activity
Source: RefSeq, a predicted model, not a curated record